AAAGGCUAAACUAGACGCAUGCUCGCAGAGAGACAGCGAUGGAUUCCGAAGCAGAAGCAGCAGAGCAGAGCUCCACCACCAGUAUCCCUGUUCUCCCCUUAAUUCUCUUCUCCUCCUCCUCCGUCUCAACACCGCCGUCUCCGGAACCCUCCGGCACCGUCACUUCUCCCCUCCACUCCGCCGCGGCGGCCGUUCCGUUCCGAUGGGAAAAAGAGCCUGGAAAGCCCAAACACUCCACCGCCAUCGUCCCCUUCUCCAGCUCUUCCCUCUCCACUACGGCCUUGUCCCCAAAAUCCUUAGAACUCCCUCCCAGGCUCCUCACUGUAGAGAAUCCUCCUCGCGGGUUAGGCAGCAGCAACAGAUUUCGCUCUCCCUCUUGGAGAGCGGGUCCCGAUUGCUAUGGUUCUUUCCGUGCUGACAGAGGCCGGAUUCCGGUCCGCGCUGUGGUUCGGAGCAGGAGGUGGGUCGGGUUCGGGGCGAAACAACGGUGGUUUGGUUCUUGGAGGAUGAAGAAGAGAGAGGUGAGUGGCGGUAGUUAUGUGUUCCCAUCAUGCGGCGCUGAUAACAGAGAGACUAGUGAUGUGGAUGCCAUUGGAGGCACUCGGAAGAACAGAGGGAAGACGAAACGCUCUGGCCUCUGGGUAAUAAGAAGAAUAUGGGAGGGGUUGAAGCAGAUGGGGGUACGGAGGAGCAAGGCACUGAAGAAAGAUGAGUAUGCACUGAGCCUCUAACGAAGCAUACCAGCUUUCAUGGUCACAUCCAACUCAAUUCUAAAUGAGGGGAGGAUGUAUCCCUCACUGUAUUUGUAGUUUUAUUUAUUUAUUUCUCAUGAGCAGAGCGUAUGUGUAGUUCUUUAGUCUGUGCCAUAUUUUUCAUCAUGAGUCAGUAUGUAUGUAUAUGGCUGCUUGUGUGGUUUCGGCUAUCCAGCUUGACGGCAAUGUACGCCCCGAUUAAGUCCUAACUUUCCAACCAAUCUAAUUACAAGGUAUCCUUAAGAAAACAGAUUGGCAAAAA
Molecule: messenger RNA, 1014 nt
Organism: Neltuma alba
Lineage: Eukaryota; Viridiplantae; Streptophyta; Magnoliopsida; Fabales; Fabaceae
Exons: 2
Coding region: 39-731 (230 amino acids)
Source: RefSeq, a predicted model, not a curated record